Messenger RNA from Botrytis fragariae, 741 nucleotides. RefSeq names its product putative carbohydrate-binding module family 1 protein. Gene Ontology annotation, biological process: carbohydrate metabolic process. The record is from RefSeq and is a predicted model, not a curated record. The transcript is spliced from 4 exons. Gene Ontology annotation, cellular component: extracellular region. Lineage: Eukaryota; Fungi; Ascomycota; Leotiomycetes; Helotiales; Sclerotiniaceae. Gene Ontology annotation, molecular function: cellulose binding. The coding region runs from base 1 to 741 and encodes 246 amino acids.
AUGUAUUUGAAAAGUCAGUUACAAGCAACUCUGCUCAUGAUUGCAGGAAUUCAAAAUGUGUAUGCACAGCAAGCUGCAUGGGGCCAGUGUGGAGGGACAGGCUGGACCGGCGCAACGACUUGUGUAUCGGGUUAUGUGUACUAUUCCCAAUGCCUUCCUGGCACCGCAUCAUCAUCAACAACGAUUGCGACAACACCGGCUACAACCACUACUGGUACACCAACCACCACACAUUCAACAACUACUACACUUUCCACGACUACUACCACCGGUGUAGCCUCAUACCCGGGAGCGACUCUCCAAAGUGGCUACUAUUGGAUUCGUGCCGUUGAAACCCCGAACUUUCAUUCCUACCUCCAAGCCUCCCCAACUGCCAAGCCCGGCACUGCUCUCCUAGCCGACAGAUCCACCGCCGGCCAGUACCAAAUCGUAUCUGGUCAGCUAGUUGAGUUAAUCGCACCCAACACGUUCCUCUAUGCAAAUGUCCAACCACCCGCGAAUUCAUCUGCUGUUAGAUUAUCUAUGACAUUCAAUACCACUCAAAAUACGUUUGGUACGUUUGCAUUUAGUGGAGAUGCGGUAACAUGGAGUGUAGCUAGCAUUAGUAGGCCGAAUCUGAGUGCGUGGUUGGUUUGUGGCGCUCAGGAGUUGUGGAUCAAUUUGGGAAAUUAUGCGUAUUUGACGCCAACGGGAUGUGUAGAUGAGACGAUUCAUUAUUUCAAUGGAGCAACUGUUGAUUAG